AACUACUAGGGACUUGCUACGUCACAACUCAUUGAAAGUAUAAAGAUCGGUAGACACGAUACAGGACGGAGCAAGGUCGCAGGCAUCUAAGACGCAAGGCUAAUGCGCUCUAUAGCCUAGUUCAACUGCACCCUAGCAAGGAACCAUAACUUCACCACCGCUACAAAUCAGCUAGCCCACUACAAACAUACCAAGUGAAAUAUGGGAAUAACCAUAGUGAUAUUAGCUUUUCUGCUGAGCGGUUGCAACGUAGCUGAAUCUGUUGGAACGCACCGACGUCAAGAGAGGGGUACUGACAGUGGAGCCUGUGAUUUACGCUGUAAAGGUGGCAGUAGACUCGAUCUUAUAACCUGCUCCUGUAAGUGCAAGAAAGUCGGAUUGGAGUACAGUCGUGUAAAACGCAAGUGUGUCGAUAUCGAUGAAUGCGCGACCGACUUUGGCAAGCGUUGUCAAGGCAACUGUACUAACAGCUAUCGAAGUUUCCGAUGCAUUUGCCCACCUGGUCAGAUACUUCAUCUAAACGGAUGGCAGUGCAAUAAAGUUCCUAUUGUAUUACCAUGUAGAGGGCAGAUCUGUCUGGACGAUGCAACCCUCAACUCGAGUACUUGUAGAUGUGAUUGUCCUAGAGAAGGAUAUCGGUACAACCUCAUUUCCCGAGCAUGCGAAGAUAUUGACGAGUGUGAUCGGAACAUUGAUUCGUGUCAACAGGGAUGUGUCAAUUACCCAGGAUCCUAUCUGUGUUUUUGUAAAUCUGGAUAUCAAUUGGUUGCAAAUAACAAUACAUGUUCGUCCAUCCCAGACACUGAUCUAAGUAAGAUAGACUGCCGGGACAACGAGUUCCAAUGUGCCGCUGGUGAUUAUUGUCUGGAUCGGCGGUUCAUAUGUGAUGGAAAUCAAGAUUGCUCUGACAGCACUGAUGAAGAAAAUUGUCAGUACUGCUACGACUCUCAUGCAGACUGCGCUGGGUGGGCUGAACGUGAUGAGUGCAGCCUCAAUAGUGUAUGGAUGGGUACUAACUGCCCAAUGUCAUGUAAACAUUGUUUUAGAGACGAUGGGAUACCUGGUGGUCGAGUUACAGAAAACAACAAACCAAUUUUACAUUUUCUACGAAAUUCCGAUGAUUAUGCUGUCUCGAUGCAGUAUGUGCAACGAAACACUGGUAUACGUCCCGGUAGCAUCUCGGACAAAUGGCAGUGCAGUGAGAUCAUUGGAGUUCCAGUAAAUGUUCGUAAGACCUUCGGUCUAAGUUACUUCUACAGAAAAUACCUCCAUGCUUAUAACAUUCCAAUCGUCGGGUCUCACCGAGUGUCCGAUGCCGCGCUAAGAAGAGCCUGCUACACUGUUCGAUUCCUUUUAGCCGACAGGAGAGAUCUAAGACACGCUAUGUAUAUAAAAUACGUUCGAGUGGCAGUGAUGGCCCAAGGAGAGACUACUCGAAACAUUCCGGAACACUCGCACCUCCCAGAAGUCUUUAACACAGAUGUACGUGGGCUGCCUGGAACACUUCAUAUGCCAAUCGUUACUGGUGCUGAAGAGAACAUUUUAUGUUUUAAAAAUGAUUCUAAAAAAGGAGAAGACUUGUUUGUCCAUAACUUAGCACAUACUAUUCAUAAAAUUGCUCUCGUUACAAAAAUAACAGACUUUCAGAAAAGACUCCGUCUGGCGUACUGGAAUGCCAGAAGAACAGGAUUAUGGGUAAAUACGCUGGCAGACGAUACAAGUGAAGAGUAUUUCGCGGAGGGUGUGCAGAGUUUUUUUUAUGUACAGUCCAAGCGGAUGCCUGGGAGUCAUAACGAGAUCAACACCCGCUUGAAGUUGGAGCGCUACGAUCCUGCUCUCUAUAGCCUUAUGGUGGAGGUGUUUCCUUGUGCCAAUCGUAUGGCCGAUAGAUGCAAUACAAAGGGAACGAUUGAGAACACUCCGAUGCUGAUGAAUUGUGACGGUAGCAAUAGUUAUAUAUACAAUACGAUUGAAGAGGAAGAGAUGGAGUCAGACGAAGAUAUUAUCGAUGAAGAAUGUGUUGACGAACAUGAAGCCUGUCAAGACUGGGCGAAUUUAGGAGAGUGCCUUAUCAACCCAGAGUGGAUGGAUAUGUUCUGCAAGAAGACGUGUGGGACUUGCUAUGCUACAACAAUUUCCCCAUCCACCACUGAAACAGCAGACCCAUAUGCUACGGAAAGUCCAAAAGAUGGAUGUCGGGAUUUGAAUGAUUACUGUCCAGAUUGGGCAGAAUCAAACCAAUGCUCCGAAAACUCAGAAUGGAUGAAGAGAAAUUGUCCUUUUAGUUGCAACACCUGUGAAGGAGCAUGUGGAGAUGACAAUUCUAACUGUCCUGACUGGGCAUUCCGUGGUGAGUGCCAGAAGAAUCCACACUACAUGUACAACAACUGUAGAAAAAGCUGCAAUGUUUGUUAAACCAAUCAAUUACCACUUUCUUGGACGCUUCAAUGAACGUGAUGUGUUUUGUAACGCACGUAUAAACACAUUGAAGUUUCGAAGGAUAGCCACAUACUAGAUGUGAUCUACCAGGUUAUUUUAUCUGGAGAUACAAGAGAAAAGUGUCGUGAUUUAUUUUACUGGGCACGGUACUGCUACCAACGGUUGCUGUGUUGUAUUCCCGCGUCCCUUUAGUUUUUCAUUGUCGUUAAUAA
This is a messenger RNA of Anneissia japonica, 2651 nucleotides long. RefSeq lists its product as uncharacterized. The transcript is spliced from 14 exons. Gene Ontology annotation, molecular function: protein binding; calcium ion binding. Gene Ontology annotation, cellular component: plasma membrane. The record is from RefSeq and is a predicted model, not a curated record. NCBI's taxonomy places the organism in Eukaryota, Metazoa, Echinodermata, Crinoidea, Comatulida, Comatulidae. Bases 202 to 2415 code for a protein of 737 amino acids.